Molecule: messenger RNA, 918 nt
Organism: Colletotrichum aenigma
Lineage: Eukaryota; Fungi; Ascomycota; Sordariomycetes; Glomerellales; Glomerellaceae
Gene: efg1
Product: rRNA-processing protein efg1
Exons: 2
Coding region: 1-918 (305 amino acids)
Biological process (GO): maturation of SSU-rRNA from tricistronic rRNA transcript (SSU-rRNA, 5.8S rRNA, LSU-rRNA)
Cellular component (GO): nucleolus; preribosome, small subunit precursor
Source: RefSeq, a predicted model, not a curated record
AUGGGCACGAAACGCUCACACUCCGAAGUCUCGGACGUCGCAAUGGACGACGCUCCUCGCGACGGCUCCCCAGUCUCAGACCACAACGACGGAGAGCACGACUCGAAACGCUCCAGAACCGGUCCCGGCGCCACCAAGAAGAAGCACAAGGCCAAGGAGGGCACGCCGGCAUGGAACAGAACGCGCGCACGCACAAUCAGGAGACUGCUGCAAAGCGGCAAGGAGCUGCCCGCUACGGUGCGGAACGAUCUGGAGCAGGAGCUGGAGGCGCUGUCCGAGAAGGUGGAUGAGCGCGACUUCAAGAAGAGGAGGAGCAACAUGAUUCAAAAGUACCACAUGGUCAGGUUCUUCGAGCGGAAAAAGGCAGAACGGCUCCUCAAGCAACUCCGCAAGAAAAUCACCCAGUCGACCGACGCAGACGAGAAGAAGCGCCUCGAGGCUGAAGCCCACGUGGCCGAAGUAGACGUCGCCUAUGCCCGCUUCUUCCCCCUGAUGGAGCGGUACGAGAGUUUAUACCCGAACAAGGACAAGAGCCAGGAUGCCCCCAAAGACGACGAGGCGAAGGAAGAGAAAACGGACGACAAGUCCUUCAAGCAGCCCAAGGCCCUCCGCGCCCUGCACGCCGAGCGCCCCAAGAUGUGGGCGACGAUUGAAAAGGUCCUUCCCGAGGGCGAGGCGGCACUAUACAGGUUACGCGACCGCAAGUCGCCGACGGAUACCGGAGCCGCGCCAAAGAAGCCUGCGAAGAAAAACUUCUCGGCGGCCAACAAGACGAAGCCCAGUUUCCCUGCAGAGAACCAUCACCACCACCACAAGGAUCGCGCAGUGAACUGGAAGGACGGCGGCAAGGCGAGGAAGUGGCAGGCUCCUGUGCAGCAAGAAGAGGAGGAAGACGACGGCACGGGCUUCUUCGAGUAA